Molecule: messenger RNA, 3083 nt
Organism: Sphaeramia orbicularis (orbiculate cardinalfish)
Lineage: Eukaryota; Metazoa; Chordata; Actinopteri; Kurtiformes; Apogonidae
Product: zinc finger protein 358-like
Exons: 4
Coding region: 257-2170 (637 amino acids)
Biological process (GO): regulation of transcription by RNA polymerase II
Molecular function (GO): DNA-binding transcription factor activity; RNA polymerase II cis-regulatory region sequence-specific DNA binding
Source: RefSeq, a predicted model, not a curated record
ACCCACUUCCGGUUGUCCUCCCGCUUCGGCGGCGGUGUGUCCCGGUUCUGGAUGUGUUCGGUGUGUCGGUCUGACCCACUAUCUGUGACCGAACCGGGUCUGGGGUCCAGGGUAUGAACACAAGGUAGGAAGUGCGCAUGUGCGGUGGGCUGUUGUUCCGCCGUCCCCUUUCCUUCGGACUCAAAGCCCUUUUGUUUUGGUGUUAGCAGUGGCUAGGCUAAUGCUAAUAUAGCUAGCAAACAAGCUAGGCGGCUACAUGGGCAUCGGUGUGGAGGACACCCCCGGAGCCCCGCGGACUGAGGCCGAGCGGCGCCGGGCGGAGGAGCCUCCGGGGCGGAUGGAAAGCGCGGGUCCGUCUGCGGGGGGAGCCGAGGACGGAACGGGCUACGGACGGCUCUCCGUCCGCCGGAGCGUGCGAGGAGCCAGGACCGACCGGCUGACCCGGACCCUGGGAACCCCGCACCGGGACCCGGUCCGACCCGGACCGAACCCGUCCGUGUUAGUUCGGCGGUUCCUGUUCCACAGCCACUUCCGGAGGCCGGGUCAGUCCGUGGCUCAGUUCGCGGCGGAACUGAAGCAUCUGUCGGACCAAUGCGGGUUCGGGUCCGCCCUGGACGACGCGCUCCGGGACCGGCUGGUGUGCGGGCUGGAGGAGGAGGCCCUGCAGCGCCGCCUGCUGGAGGAGGACGGCCCGCUGAGCUUCGACCGAGCCCUGGACAUUUCACUGGAGAUGGAGGCGGCGGGACACGUGAGGGACCUGCACAACGGAACCGGAACCGGAACUGGACGGAGGGCAGUGGCGGUGCUGCACGUGGUCAGAGACGUCGAUCAUCUGUUGGUGGUUAAAGACAAGGUUCCCCAUGAGCAGAUCUGGAACCCUUGUCUGGACCAGAGCCAGAACCCCGGUCUGGACCAGAGCCAGAACCCCGGUCUGGACCAGAGCCAGAAUCCUGGUCUGGACCAGAGCCGGAACCCCGGCCUGGACCAGAAGGACUCGGAGCCGACCCCCAUUAAAGAGGAGAAGGAGGCGUCGUGGAGCCGGGUGGAGGGAGGACGCCUUCGGUGUGUGAUGCAGCACAUCCCAGUGUUAGACAGUCUUGCAGACUUGGAGCAGCUGUGGGCGCUUAAACACCACGUCCCCCCAGAGCAGAAGGACCCGAGGCUCAGUCUGGACCAGGACCAGGAGGAUCCGGAUCCACCCGGAAUCGAAGAGGAACCAGAGACGCUGUACACCGUUAAGGACCGAGAACAGGACCAGAGCCCCAUCCUGGUUUUAGAAUGUCCUGCAGACAUGCAGCAGCUUUGGGCCGUUAAUGAAGACGUCCCCCCAGAGCAGGACCCGAGACCUGGUCUGGACCAGGACCAGGUGCGUCCAGGUCCAGCCCUCAUUGAAGAACAGGAGGAACCCUGGACCGGUCCAAGUCUGAAGGACGCUGACAUGGACUGUGGAGGACUGGCCCCCCCACAUCUGGAGGACAGUGGAGGACCGGCCCCCCCACAUCGAGGUCUGGGAGGCGGACCCAGACUGGGCUGCUCCAAUGGGCUGAGGAGUCACAUGAUGGCCCACUCAGCAGAGGACGGCCACGUGUCGAGUUUUAGCCACGCCCACCAUGUGACAUCAUACCCCCACGUCCACACACUAGAGAAACCCUACGGCUGCUCAGCAGGUGAGAACAGUUUAAGGCCAAAAAUUUAUUUGCGGAAGUGUUUGAUAAAUGAGACAGGAGAACCGAACUUUGUCUGUUCAGUUUGUGACAAAAUAUUUGUUUCUAGGAAAAACUUAAACGAUCACAGAAGAGUUCACGCAGAAGGGAAACCGUACGCUUGUCCAGUAUGUGGCCACGGCUUUUAUGUGAAGUCGUCAGUGAAUAGACACAUGAUGUCGCACACAGAAGGGAAACUGUACGCUUGUACUGAGUGUGGGAAAAAGUUUCCAACCAAAGCAGAACUGACCGGUCACAGCCGAAGCCACAUCGGAGAGAAACCAUACUGUUGUUUUGAGUGCGGCCUGAGGUUUUCCAAAGCCUAUUCAUUAAGGAGACACAUGAUGUUACACACGGGAGAGAAACCCUACAGCUGUUCGAUAUGUGAGAAACGCUUUCGACAGGCGGUUCAUUUGAACGUACAUAUGACCAAGUUCCACAGGUCCAAGAAAAAGGUCCAAGUGUGACACGUUCAAUGCACCAGUUCAUCCGGGACUGAAAGGAGGGCGUGUCCUCCAGACACUUUAGCUCCACCCCCCUAUGAACCAGACCUGGAUCAGCUGACCCACACCGUUGUUCUGGAGAACCACCCGAUGUUUCCUUUGCAUUUAUAGAUGUUUGGGGAUUCGUUCGGUGUCAGAUUUCUUUCUAGCUCGUUUCUGGACGUUGACACUUUUCACACCCGUCUGUUCAUGAGUGUUCUUUAAACGUGCCUUUAUGACAAUGGUUGGAUUUAUUUUGGUACAAAUUUUGGAUUAGAUUUUAAAUGGAAUCACUGGGUAGGUAUUGCACAGGAUGGGUGUGGUUAUUAUUAAGCCCUGCCUUCUUUUUCUCACUUUUUUUAUUAAUCUUUUCUAAUUUUAUGUUUGUUUGUUUGUUUUAUAUGUAUUUACCACGGGACGAUGUCUACAAAGUUUGUUCACAGUUUUGAAUAAACUUGAUUUUUGAUGAAGUUUGAACUAAUGUACUUGGUUCUUUGUUACUGGUAUUAUUUAGACAAAUGUGGUAUAUGAUAUUCUGUUCAUGUUUUCUUAUAUUCAUCAUUUAAUAGUUCUUAUAGAUUUUUUUGUAGUUUUGUUUUUUUCUCUCUUCUGCCCAGUUUUACUCAGUUCUUUUUCCAGUUCUUGUUACCAUUCUAAUAGUCUCCAUGGUUGUUACUGUUUGUAUUGUUGAUAUUUUCUUGUGACGGUCUGUGCCACCGUCUUCUCUCUUGCCCCCCCCGUGUCAGGUCUGGCAUUGAAAUGUGGUUCAACUACACUCAUAAAAAAAACAAAAACAAAAGAUUCACUGGGUAGGCUUUGCACCAGAUGGGUGUGGUUAUUAUUAAGCCCCGCCUUCUUUUUUCUCAUGUUUUUUAUGACUCUUUUCUAAUUUUGUAUG